AAAGCAAAGUAAAUCGCCUGGAGAUCGUUACAGUAACCCGAUUCUGUGUGCUCCAUUGUCGCCUUCCGUUCGAAUUGAAACAUUCUAGAGAGUAUUUAAUACAGCUCAGAAAUGGUCAUUGUGGCUUCAUCACAGGAAAAAAAUAUAUAGCUAGGACAUUGGGUAAACCCCGUGAAUGCUUAAAAGUUGUUUCUUUGGGCAAGAAUCAACUGGACAGACGCUUAACGGAAGGAUAAGCUUUGGGGGGCGCGUUGAAAACUACAAAACAGAGCUUCUUGGGUACUUCUGGCUCCCCUAACAGGAAGUGGCUCUCGGAGGAAAGGGAAGAGAUCGCCACUCUGUUACUGUUUCCUUUAGGAAUAUCUCACGUUGCGGGGCGGCGCUUCCCCCCGCUACCCCCCUCCCACUCCAUAUCAAUCCAGCCUAGAAGACAUUAUUUCUGCGCGCUGUUUAAUCUUGCCAAAAUGAGAAAAUUUGAUCUGGGCAGCAGCAGGAGCCUCAUUCCCUUUUCUGAUACCCGUGCUCCAUCAGGAAAAUAAAAGCAGCUAGCCCACACUGCAAUCCUCUGCACUCUGUAGAGUGCCAAGACAAGCUGUUACUCUCCAUCAUAAGAAGAUAGGAGGGAGAAGUCAAAAAUACUUGCCAUGAUGAGGUGUUACCACAUCUGCAAACUUCCUGGAAGAGUGAUGGGAAUCCGAUUGCUCCGAUUCUCUUCCAUCAUCAUCCUUGUGUUACUGUUGGUGGCAGGUGCUUUGACUACGUUGCUUCCUAACAUAAAAGAUGAUAAAAUGCCCACUUCCCGCAGAGAAGCAAAACCCCAGAGCCAGUCUGCCCUGGAUUCCUUCACUCUCAUCAUGCAGACAUACAACAGAACGGAUCUGUUGCUGAGGCUGUUAAAUCAUUACCAGGCAGUACCUCAUCUGCACAAAGUGAUUGUUGUCUGGAACAACAUUGGGGAGAAGGUGCCAGAAGACUUGUGGAAUGCCCUCGGGCCUCAUCCUGUCCCUGUGAUUUUCAAAAUACAGACUGUGAACAGAAUGAGAAAUAGACUCCAGACUUUCCCGGAGCUGGAAACCAAAGCUGUUUUAAUGGUAGAUGACGACACGCUAAUUAGUGCUCAUGACCUCGUUUUUGCAUUCUCAGUUUGGCAGCAAUUUCCCGAUCAGAUUGUAGGAUUUGUCCCUAGAAAGCAUGUCCCCACUGCUUCAGGUGUUUACAGUUACGGUGGCUUUGAGCUGCAAAUACCAGAAUUUGGAAAUGGAGACCAGUAUUCCAUGGUGCUGAUUGGAGCAUCAUUCUUCAACCGCAAAUACCUCGAACACUUCCAGAAACAGCCAGCUACUGUCCACGCUUUGAUAGAUGAGACCCAGAAUUGUGAUGACAUCGCCAUGAAUUUUAUGGUCGCCAAACACAUUGGGAAGACUUCCGGGGUAUUUGUCAAGCCUGUGGAAAUGGGCAAUUUAGAAAAAGAGACCAGCAGUGGCUAUUCGGGCAUGUGGCACCGGGCAGAUCACUUCUUGCAGAGGUCUUAUUGUAUAAAUAAGCUUGUGAAGAUCUAUGAUAGCAUGCCCUUAAAAUACUCCAACAUUAUGAUUUCCCAGUUUGGUUUUCCAUACUAUGCCAACCACAAAAGCAAAAUGUAAAGUAAAUGAAUAAAUAAUAAUCCCUGAACUGCUUGGGUAUUUGGGUAGCUUCUCAGUGUUAAGUUUUUAUAGCAACAUUAUGGACUGUUGCCCCCCUCCAAAGUCAAAGGUGGUCACAAGGUUGGGAGAUCCCUCCUUCCUUCAGAAAUAGAGAUGUUGCUGGUGUUGUGGCCAGGGUAGGCCUCUUGUUAAGGGAUUUUAUCCAGGUGCAUAACUUCCUUGGUUUGUGACAUCACUGUUUAUAUUUUGAGACUGUUUUCCUUCUUUGACUCCUGGCAUUUGCCUUAAGGAUUAUAACCAGCUGUCUCCAGUGUUUGAAACUCAUGAGACAUUUCUCUCAGCUUUCUCAUUUAAGGCUGCUUACCUUCAUCUCAAGCCUCAAAUGCCAGUUGGGCUCAUGAAAAAGGACGAGUCCUGUAUUGUGGCUGGGAAAGCCAUGGAAGAACAAGUAAAUUAACCUCACAUUUCAUACAAAGGGAGAAAAUCUGAAGGCAGCUGCUGAGUCCUCUGCUGGCCAACCCAGCCUCUCUGUCUACACUUAAUUCUGCAAACCAGGUUGCAGCUACCCCUCCUUUUGUUUUCACUGCUGGGUCUCUCAUGACUUGGUGGUUGUCUUGUAGCUAAAGAAUGUCUGGUUGCUAACUUCAUUUUUCCAAACAUCUACUGCACGGAUCACAGAAAACACAGCCCAUGUUAACUUAUAUGCAGAUGAAAGUCUAAAGGCGUAUCGAGAUGCAGGUUGUGGAUUUCGUUGCUAAAUCUGACCUUAAGAAUGUACACUCAUUCACUUGUAUACUUUGCAUCAAGUUUACAUCAUCAUUUAAGAAAUGCAUACAAGCCAGUUCUGUUUUAGAAGAAUGUUACAACAGGGAUUUAAUGAGAUCAUGUAUGUAAAGCACUUUGUAAACUUUAAAGUGCUCUGUAAAUGUGAGUUGUUAUUAUGUUAUUAUUAUUAUUAGAGCCUGGCAGAGGUGCCCUUGUAGAAUUCUAAUAAAUGAGUUCAAACCCUAUCUCAUUGCA
Molecule: messenger RNA, 2663 nt
Organism: Dromiciops gliroides (monito del monte)
Lineage: Eukaryota; Metazoa; Chordata; Mammalia; Microbiotheria; Microbiotheriidae
Gene: EXTL2
Product: exostosin like glycosyltransferase 2
Exons: 5
Coding region: 645-1643 (332 amino acids)
Cellular component (GO): membrane
Molecular function (GO): glycosyltransferase activity
Source: RefSeq, a predicted model, not a curated record